Messenger RNA from Penaeus vannamei (Pacific white shrimp), 1011 nucleotides. The record is from RefSeq and is a predicted model, not a curated record. NCBI's taxonomy places the organism in Eukaryota, Metazoa, Arthropoda, Malacostraca, Decapoda, Penaeidae.
AUGGUCGCCUUCCAGGAACGAUGGUUGAAGGGGAAGAGGAAGGCAGCCGCCGCCCGUCGGGAGCAAGAGCUGCAGGCGCAGCUGGCAGCUGCAACGCGUCGCGGAAACGAUCUGCAGGCGCAGUUAGAUGGCCUUACUGCGCAGCUGGAAGCUGCAACGCGUCGCGGCAAGGAUCUGGAAGCGCAGUCAGAUGGCCUUACUGCGCAGCUGGAAGCUGCAACGCGUCGCGGCAAGGAUCUGGAAGCGCACUGGGCUGCAACGCGUCGCGGCAAGGAUCUGGAAGCGCAGUCAGAUGGCCUUACUGCGCAGCUGGAAGCUGCAACGCGUCGCGGCAAGGAUCUGGAAGCGCAGUCAGAUGGCCUUACUGCGCAGCUGGAAGCUGCAACGCGUCGCGGCAAGGAUCUGGAAGCGCAGUCAGAUGGCCUUACUGCGCAGCUGGAAGCUGCAACGCGUCGCGGCAAGGAUCUGGAAGCGCAGUCAGAUGGCCUUACUGCGCAGCUGGAAGCUGCAACGCGUCGCGGCAAGGAUCUGGAAGCGCAGUCAGAUGGCCUUACUGCGCAGCUGGAAGCUGCAACGCGUCGCGGCAAGGAUCUGGAAGCGCAGUCAGAUGGCCUUACUGCGCAGCUGGAAGCUGCAACGCGUCGCGCAAGGAUCUGGAAGCGCAGUCAGAGCCUUACUGCGCUGGAAGCUGCAACGCGUCGCGGCAAGGAUCUGGAAGCGCAGUCGCCUUACUGCGCAGCUGGAAGCUGCAACGCGUCGCGGCAAGGAUCUGGAAGCGCAGUCAGAUGGCCUUACUGCGCAGCUGGAAGCUGCAACGCGUAUCUGGAAGCGCAGUCAGAUGGCCUUACUGCGCAGCUGGAAGCUGCAACGCGUCGCGCAAGGAUCUGGAAGCGCAGUCAGAUGGCCUUACUGCGCAGCUGGAAGCUGCAACGCGUCGCGGCAAGGAUCUGGAAGCGCAGUCAGGCCUUACUGCGCAGCUGGAAGCUGCAACGCGUCGCGGCAAGGAUCUGA